AUGCAUGUGUCAGCCGGUCUGCCAGCGAACCACUUUUUGCCCAGUCCGGCCCUGGCCAGCCCGGUUGGCAGCACUGCCGGCGGUAAUCAGCCCCCGAACCCGCCGCUAGCCGCCAAUGCUCCCUGCUCGACACUGUUCGUUGCCAAUCUGGGACAGUUUGUCUCCGAGCAUGAGCUGAAAGAAAUUUUCGCUAGUCUGCCUGGCUUCUGUCGCCUUCGUUUGCACACUAAGGGUUCAGCAACAUCCGCCGCCGCCGCCGCUGCUGCUGCUCAUGGCGCCAUGCUCGCAAACGGAACCGGCGGUGGCCCAGCCGGGGCAGCCCCAGUUCCGGUUGCUUUCGUAGAGUUUAAGGACGUGGUCAGUGCGGCGGCCGCCAUGGCCGCCCUGCAGGGCAAGUUCCUACUGUCGUCCGACCGCGGCGCGAUGCGCAUCGAGUUCGCCAAGUCGAAGAUGGCCGCUGACAUUCCGUCGCACCAGUUCUACGCACAGAAUCACGCGCAGCUGAGAGAACACAUCCAGCCCAUAGCAACGACCAUCAUGAACCAUAGCAACCACGGCGGCAACCAUUGUAUCAGCAGCACGGGCUCCACAAUAAUGAACGGCGGUAUCGGCGGUGUCAUCGGAAGCAUCGGGGGUGGUGGUGGCAUGCAUGGACGGGGGGUGGUUCCACCGGUGACGUCGAUGACGGGCCUGACCGCACAAAACGCGGGCCUGUUCACGUUUGCCGUGGCGCACCCGCGAGCAUAA
Messenger RNA from Anopheles nili, 747 nucleotides. RefSeq lists its product as uncharacterized. NCBI's taxonomy places the organism in Eukaryota, Metazoa, Arthropoda, Insecta, Diptera, Culicidae. Gene Ontology annotation, molecular function: mRNA binding. The transcript has 4 exons. The record is from RefSeq and is a predicted model, not a curated record. Bases 1 to 747 code for a protein of 248 amino acids.